CGCCUCCGGUCCGCGAUGGACACGGCGGCCGCGGCGAGGCACCAGCACCACCCGGCGCUCGGCCGGCGGCGGCGCGGGGGCAGCGGCGAGGUGGUGCGGUGCUCCACGUCGCCGGCGCAGGAGUUCGCAGCGCUGGCGUCCGUGUUCCGGCGGAGGCUGGUGGUGGGUGCGUCCACGGCGGCGGCGGCCGCCGUGGGGGCCAACUUCGGGGGCGUCACCAGCUUCCUCCUCGGCCUCUCCCCGGAGCUCGGCCGCUCGCUCAGGCUCGACGUGCUCUACCCCGUCGGCGGGUUCACACGCUGCCUCGACUCCGACAACGGAUUCGAGUUCAUCUAUCCAGCAAACUGGGUUGGAGAUCAGACAAUACUAUACAAUCAAGUGAGGAAAGCAGAACAGCAGAGAUCACUAGACCCUCCACCAUUGUCAAAUGGGAGGUUAUCUCGACCUCAGAAUACCAGUGGACCUGUGGCAGCUUUUGGCCCCCCAGGAUCCAAUGGGGAGCUUAAUGUUAGUGUCAUUGUGUCACCUGUCCCACAAGACUUCUCGAUCGAGUCUUUUGGUGGUCCGAAAGACGUCGGGGAAGUGGUGCUCCGAAGGAUCGCAAGGACAAAGCGGAAUCCGGAUAUCAGAGCUACUCUUAUCGAUGCUUCGUUGAGAGAAGAUGCCGAGACCAAUGUCAAGUACUACAAGCUAGAGUUCUGUGUUGAAAGCCCUUCGUUUCGACGACACAAUGUCGCAGUGUGCUGCGUUAAGGAUGGCAGGCUGUACACCCUGAAUGCCCAGGCACCGGAAUCGGCGUGGAAGGCAGUUCAGAAAGAGUUCUUUGCGAUGGCGGAUUCCUUCAGUCUAGUGAUCGAUGUUUGAUCUUGUAAAUACACAGUUUUGUAUCCCUGACACUUGAGCCUUUUAUCCAUUAGCCUGGAACUUGCCUUGCACAUGUCACGGUUUCACUUAGACGAGAUGUAAAUGUAACGUAAAUGUUGUGUAUCAUAAUGUUCUUUGUUA
This is a messenger RNA of Lolium rigidum, 1005 nucleotides long. RefSeq names its product psbP domain-containing protein 7, chloroplastic-like. Lineage: Eukaryota; Viridiplantae; Streptophyta; Magnoliopsida; Poales; Poaceae. The transcript has 3 exons. Gene Ontology annotation, cellular component: photosystem II oxygen evolving complex; extrinsic component of membrane; photosystem II. Bases 16 to 864 code for a protein of 282 amino acids. Gene Ontology annotation, biological process: photosynthesis. Gene Ontology annotation, molecular function: calcium ion binding. The record is from RefSeq and is a predicted model, not a curated record.